UCUGUUCAUAAAGCAGAAAGUAUGUUAAAAAUAUUUGGUAACCAACUCACAAGUGUGCAAAAAAAAAUUGUGGCAAAAGAAAUCACUGUUUCCCAAAUGUCAUCACACAUUUCCCCAACCCCUAUCCACAACGUAUGUUACAAUUGCUACCAGAGAAGUUUGUGCAGGACAAAUAGUGAUGUACAGUAUAAGCACACCCUUUAUAGGAAUCUGUUUGACAGUGUCCUAGUUUCUCGUCUGUGUUUCCAUGAGCCCUUUGUUUGUCCAGCAUAUUAUAAUGAAAAAUUCAUAUGAGUUUGUUUCUCACAACAUGAAAUAAAUUAGCUCAUGUAUCCACUUCCCUCCCCCCUCCCACCCCCCCAAAAAAAGAAUCUUAGUCAUUCCUUUUGUCCUUCAUAUUGAACAAAAACACACAUAAUGUCCUGGAGUAUUCCAUCCAGUUUACAUUUUUCUUACAUGGAAAAGACAACAUUAGUUUCUUAAAAGCACACACAAGUAUAUUUAUGUGGAGUUGUGUUGCUCAGUUCCCUCUUGUUUACUCUUCUGCUGCAAAAAAAUUGGAAAUUUGUAUACAUUUGUUAGAAGGCGUCAGCUAUAAAACAUCAUGAACACGCGUAAUCCAUUGUCAAAGACUAGUGGAGGAUGUUUUUUAAUUACAAAUGUUGGUGCAUUAUAAAGGGACUUCCACGACUGAGUGAAAUUGGAGGGGGGGAGUGUGUCCAAAACUGCAGUUCUACUUGUGUUAUUCCUUUUGGUUUUUAUUUUAGAUGUGUUUUAUAAUGGGACCUUUCCCCCUCAUAUCCUACCUCUGACAGCUUACUUUUGCCAUGAAGUCAUAGGGAUUGAAAUGUCUCUUUGGUCAAUGGGCCAGGGCCAGAGCUAGAAAAGGUUUACAUAUCUGGCUAAGCUGUUUCUAGCCCUGACAGUUCACGAGAUGUGGGACCUGACCGUAUGGAUUUCUCCUUAUUUGUUAAAGCCAUAUUUUUUGUUACAACAUAUUCAUAUUGUUAAACCUCUCAGUUGUUUCACAAACUGUAAGUACAAAUCUUUAUGCUUUCAUAAUAGAUCCCUUUCCAAGCAAAAUCUGAAAGACUUUUUGAGUCUUAGAAACUGCUGAUGUCAGUAGUAGACUGUGUCUACUGUCAGUAGGAGCUAGAAUGGCCAAAGGCAGUCAAGAAACUAGAUAUUUGGUGGGGGAGAAUCUUAAACCAAUUUUCCCUUUAUUUGGGCUAAUGUAGUGCCACUUCUUCAUAGAAAUAGGAAUUAUUCUAGAAUCAGAAGCAGUAGGAUCCUAAACUGCCAAGUUUUGUGCAAUUGUUGAGAGAUUUCACAAAUUGAAUGUUCAGGGUUUGGCAUUUUUAAAUGUUGGUAAAGGAAGUGACAGUCUUUUAAAGUUUUCUUCUGAUUAUAGUCCUGCAUUUUCAGUUCUGCCAUGACCAUAAUCCAGCAUUCAAGACCCUGACUCCAGUCAUGCAAACGUAUAGACAUGGGUUUAACGUCUCUUCCAUAAGCAGGCUCAUGGAAAUCAAUGGAAUUGCUUAUUGUAGGAGGAUGGGGAGCUGGAAGAAGGAGAGCUGGAGGACGAUGGGGGAGAGGAGCCCCAAAAUGCCUCUGAAUCGCACGAGAGGGGCCGGAAAGAGAAGGGAGAGAAGCACCACAGUGACUCGGAUGAAGAAAAAGCUCAUCGGCGGAUGAAACGCAAGAGGAGGAAAGAGAGGGAGAGGGAGAAAGAGAAAAGAAGAGCGAAAAAGAAAAGGAAAUCCAAGCACAAACGCCAUGCGUCUUCCAGUGACGACUUCUCUGACUACAGCGAUGACUCAGACUUCAGCCCCAGUGAGAAGGGGCACCGGAAGUACAGGGACUACAGCCCUCCUUACCCUCCUCCUCACCAGCAGUAUCAGUCCUCUCACAGCGCCCCCAUGCCAAAGAAGAGCUACUCCAAGAUGGAGAGCAAGAAUUACAACAUGUACGAAGAUUAUGAGAACGAGGCUUAUGGCGAAUACGAGGGGGAGGAAGAGGAAGACAUGGGGAAAGAAGAGUAUGACGACUUCGCAAAAGAGCUGAACCAGUACCGGAGAGCCAAGGAGGGCUCACACCGGGGACGAGGCAGUCGAGGACGAGGACGAGGAUACCGAGGGCGUGGAGGCAGAGGUGGAAUGCGAGGGCGAGGGAUGGGCAGAGGUGGCCGUGGGAGAGGAAGAGGCGAGCACCCAGAAGAGGAAGAGGAAAUGUACGAGGAAGAAAUGGAAUAUGGGGACAACGAAGAGCCGAUGGGGGAGGAGGACUACGACGACUAUUCCAAGGAGCUGAACCAGUACCGGAGGAGCAAAGAGGGGAGAGGGCGAGGUGGAAAUCGGGGGCGGGGGCGUGGCCCCAGAGGGAGAGGAAGCAAGGGGAUGGGCAGGGGAAGAGGACGAGGUGGGAGCCGAAGCGGAAUGGGGAAAGGUGGUGGCGCGAACGAGGACGACGAUUACUACGAUGAGGACAUGGGGGACGGAGGUGGGAAUUACCGGCGCGGCGACCAUGAUAAACCCCACCAGCAGUCGGAUAAGAAAGGAAAAGUUAUCUGCAAAUACUUUGUGGAGGGCAGGUGCACCUGGGGAGAACAUUGCAACUUCAGCCACGACAUCGAGCUACCAAAGAAACGGGAACUCUGCAAGUUUUACAUCACCGGUUACUGUGCAAGGGCUGAAAACUGCCCUUAUAUGCAUGGUGACUUUCCCUGUAAGCUGUUCCACACCACUGGGAACUGUAUCAAUGGGGAUGAGUGCAUGUUUUCUCACGAGCCGCUCACAGACGAGACCCGGGAGCUGCUGGACAAGAUGCUGGCUGAUGACGCAGAAGCAGGCGCAGAGGACGAGAAGGAGGUGGAAGAGCUAAAGAAGCAGGGCAUCAAUCCGCUACCGAAACCUCCACCCGGCGUGGGCCUGCUGCCCACCCCCCCGCGCCCCCCUGGACCGCCCGCUCCAACGUCUCCCAACGGCAGGCCGAUUCCUGGCGGCCCGCCCCCUCCUCCGCCACCCCCCCUUCCCCCACCAGGGCCACCACAGAUGCCACCUCCGCUCCAUGAGCCGCUGUCACCGCAGCAGCUGCAGCAGCAGCAGGACAUGUAUAAGAAGAUCCCCUCGCUCUUUGAGAUUGUGGUCCGGCCCACGGGGCAGCUGGCGGAGAAACUAGGAGUGCGGCACCCAGGUCCACCACCUCCCCGCUUCCCUGGGCCAGGGGGACCACCUGGGCCUAUGCCAGGACCCAUGCACCCCGACAUGCACCCAGAUAUGCACCCCGACAUGUGUCUGGACAUGCACCCGGACAUGCACCCGGACAUGCUCCCGGACAUGCCUAUGGGCCCGGGGAUGAAUCCUGGGCCUCCCAUGGGUCCUGGGCUUCCCAUGAUGCCCUACGGCCCCGACGAUUCGCCACACUCAGGGAUGCUGCCCCCCAUCCCACCUGCACAAGGCUUCUACGAGGAUUUCUACCAGCAUCAGGAGGGGCUGGACAUGGACCCUGGCCUGCCGGGCAACCCAGAGGACUACGGGAACGACGCGGAGAUGGACGAGCCUCUCGGAGAGCACCUUUUCCCCGACCAGUCCUUGGAGCCGGACUUCCUGUGUGAAGGUGGCGCACCGGGGUCACACAAACCGUCCGCCAACAUCCCUGACUUCCUGCCCUCUGCCCAGAGAGCCCUGUACCUGAGGAUCCAGCAGAAGCAGCAGGAAGAGGAGGAGAGGGCUCGGAGACUGGCCAAGAGCAGUAGGCAGGAGCGGGAGAACGAGGAAGGUGAUACAGGCAACUGGUAUUCCAGUGACGAAGAUGACGGUGGAAAUAGCGUCACGUCCAUCCUGAAAACGCUCCGGCAGCAGAGUUCCAGCAGGCCCCAUGUCCCGCCGUCCCAUGGAGAAAUGGGCGGCCCCGUCGGCCCGUCCCCCGGGGUGACUGACCCUCGCCUGCAGAAGGCCCAGCCGGCGGGGAGCAGCCGGCCCGCCGAUCCUCGUGUGCUCCGGGAUCCGAGGCUGUCUCGAAACGCUGACGCUGGUGGCCCAGCUAGCGCUGGGGAUGCAGGACCCACUGACCCGCGACUGGCCCGGCACGUUCCCGCGCCCUCCCUGAAGCCAGAGGCGCCUCAUUCCAGCACGGCUGCCAGCCAGAAGGCCAUCUUGGUGCCGGAGGAGGAGGAAGGAGAAAGGACACUGAGGGACAAACCGGUCAAUAUCCCCUUAGAGCCACUGCCAGCCCACGCCCUGCGAGACCCCCGGUCUCAGCUGCAGCAGUUCAGCCACAUAAAGAAAGACGUGAUCCUGAACAAGCCAAACUUUGCCCGCCUGGUCCUGUGGAGCCCAGAGGAUCUGAUCCCUCUGCCUGUCCCAAAGCAAGAGUUUGUUCCGGUCCCGGCGGCUCUCCAGGCCCUCCCUGCCCUAGACCCGCGACUUAACAGACCCCAAACUACGGGCCUGUCUGACCCCAGGCAGCGAGGGGCAGCAGCCCAGGCGGAGCCCGUCCCUGACUUUGAGCUGCUGUCAAGAAUAUUGAAGACUGUGAAUGCCUCUGGCAGCACAGGGCCGGGCCCGAGCGAUAAGCCGAGCGACCCUCGCAUGCGCAAAGCCCCAGCCGAUCCCAGGCUCCAGAAACCAGCAGAGCCAGCGGCGGCCAGAGCCGCCAAACCUGCGGAGCCGGCUCAGCCCACGGCUGCGCCCACGUCCACCAGCGAGACGGCUCCCGCCAUCGCUCCCUACGACCCCCGGCUGCUGACGGCGGGGGGCCUGAGCAAAGGCAGCGGCCAAAGCAGCGUGCUCAGCGGGAUUAGCCUGUACGACCCCAGGACUCCGAGUUCAGGUGGCAAAGCCACGGAGCCUCCCAGCGAGGGGAGCGCGGCGUCGAAAAGCCCGGAGGCCAGCAAGGGUGCUGGCAAGGCCAAGGAGCCUCUGUUUGUGCGCAGGUCUGCUUUGGAUCAGCCCGAGGGCGAGAAGGCGAGCGCCGAGCUUGCCACGGACAGAUACAACAGCUACAACCGGCCGCGCCCCAAGGCGGCCGCCGCCACCGCCGCCGCCACCUCCGCUCCGGCCCAAGAGACUGCCCCCCAGCCCGGGGUCCAUAACCUCCCUGUGCCCCCCGUCUAUGGCAUGGUGAAGCAGACCGCAAAGUCUGGCUCGGGCAGCCCCUUCGCAGGAAACAGCCCUGCCCAGGACAGCGAGCAGCAGGACGCCGGGUCUCUGAAAGAUGUUUUUAAGGGCUUUGACCCCACAGCUUCGCCGUUCUGCCAGUAGUAUUAAAGAACUGACCUCGCGUCCCUGUAUUAAAUAGCAGCGCAGUGUUGGUAACUUUUUUUUAUUCCAUUAGUGCUCACUCUAGCCAUAUAACGUGUACAUACAUUGUUUGGGGUCUGGUCCGUGCUGUAAGAUAUAGUCUCUGAGAUGCAUUUUAAAUGAAUAAUCAAAGUAUCCUUGUGCAGUAAUAACCAGCCUCUUGUCUGACUCCUCCAAUCGUUUGUUAGAGCUUUCUUUCCAAUGCAAUUGAAAUCAUUCUUGGAAAAUAAUGAAUUGUCCGAAAUCUCCUUGGGGAGCUGCGGCAGACCUGUCGCACCUCCCACCCCCCAAUCCGCAGUAGGCUGUGUCCGCAGCCGGACGUCUCCCCUUUACUCCAUUCAGGCUGGGUGGCAGAGAAAUGAGGUUCAGACGUGUUGCUUAGCCGAUGAAAGCUGUGAGCCAUGCGGAUUAGGAGAAUUUGUGUUUACUUCUCAAAUGUAACUAACUAAAGUAUUUGUAUCAUAGUCUUUUUUAAAAAUUCCUUUAGUACAGUGAACAGAAUUACCAUGGAAACAUAACUAUGUGGGAAUAUUUUUGUAAUUGUGGGGGCUUGUUUACUUUGGUGUUAAGUAAAUAUUUUAUGCCAUUUCCUGGAGGUUGUUUCGUUGUAAGACCUAGCUGGGCUGUAACAGGACUUGGAUUCUCAAGAUCUCCCAAGGAUGGCUGUGGAAUAUUUGCAUCCCAAAAAAUUGUGCAGUCUACCAAAAAAAAAAAAGGUUGUAUUAUUGAAAUUAAAUUAUUAAUCUCAAUCAGAUUUUGCUUGUAUGUAUUUUGCGGACGGAGGGUUUUUCCAUAAACACAAACCCGUAUUCUGUGAUUUUCUGCAUCAUCGCCCCGGGGUAAAACUCCAUCUCCAUCCAGCUGGGACGGGAAUUCUGCCUGCCGUGUGUUUCCAGAUGCAGUUUUGUGGUAUAGUGCCAAAGCAAAGCUGUUCUUCAGCAAAGCGAUGUUAGCUGCAGAAUACUGGUUUCGGAGUCGCUCAGAUGAACUGUGCUUUCAGGGCGUGCAGGGAAAAGCAGGCCCGGGGGAAGGAACCUGAGUGGUGGAUAAUCGAGAGUAUCCUAAUAGGAACGGGAUACUGUAGAGUCGGUGGUUGUGAAUGUGGAUGGCGAGGGAAGGACGACCCGGGGUGACUCCUUUCUAUGGCUCGGGUCUUGCUACAAGCUGAUGUGGAGGAGGAAGGGGGUGUAAGCAUCAGGUUUAUAAACCUUCCGACAGAUGAGACAAGGUCUCACAUUUUCCCGACCGUCUCUCAGCCCCUCACUCGUCUCAAGGGUGCGUUGCUAGAUCCUUGCGGGGCUGUUGUCACAGGCCCAGAUUGUUUUAGAUCUGGAAUGCACUGUGCACCGACCGGAAAGGCAAAAAUCCUUUUGCCUUAGAUGAUGAAAAUGUCGUCAUAUCAUUUUCUCCUUCCCGUUUUCUGGGCAGUCUCUGGUUACUCAGAAUCAAGGUGCGUCCUGCCCUAGUUCUUGGUAUUUCACUCACGGUAUCACUGUGGAACAAAGUGGAUUCCUCCGUUUGUCACAUGCAUGUGGCUAGUUUCUCCCACUCACGGGUAUUUGGCUGACGAAG
Pelodiscus sinensis (Chinese soft-shelled turtle) is the source of this 6872-nucleotide messenger RNA. The record is from RefSeq and is a predicted model, not a curated record. Lineage: Eukaryota; Metazoa; Chordata; Testudines; Trionychidae.